Messenger RNA from Microtus ochrogaster (prairie vole), 10168 nucleotides. It is a transcript of the gene Nufip2, whose product is annotated as nuclear FMR1 interacting protein 2. The record is from RefSeq and is a predicted model, not a curated record. Gene Ontology annotation, molecular function: RNA binding. Lineage: Eukaryota; Metazoa; Chordata; Mammalia; Rodentia; Cricetidae. Gene Ontology annotation, cellular component: cytoplasmic stress granule; nucleoplasm.
GCUCAGAUAUACUGAGCGAGCGCUGAGAAGCAGCCUCAGAUCCUGACGGUGCAGCAGCCCGCAGCCUCAGCCAGGGAGUCCCAGCCGCUUUCAAUGGAGGAGAAGCCCGGCCAGCCACAGCCUCAGCACCAUCACAGCCACCACCAUCCGCACCAUCACCCCCAGCAGCAGCAGCAGUCGCAGUCGCACCACCACCACCAUUACUAUUUCUACAACCACAGCCACAACCACCACCACCACCACCAUCACCAGCAGCCUCACCAGUACCUGCAGCAUGGAGCCGAGGGCAGCCCCAAGGCCCAGCCCAAGCCGCUGAAACAUGAGCAGAAACACACCCUCCAGCAGCACCAGGAAACGCCGAAGAAGAAAACAGGCUAUGGUGAAAUAAAUGGUAAUGCUGGAGAAAGAGAAAUAUCUUUAAAGAGCCUCAGUUCUGAUGAAGCUACUAACCCUAUUUCUAGGGUCGUCAAUGGCAACCAGCAAGUUGUAGACACUAGCCUGAAGCAGACUGUAAAGACCAGCACCUUUGGAAAAACAGGAAUUAAAACCAAGAAUUUUAUUCAGAAAAACAGUAUGGACAAAAAGAAUGGGAAGUCUUACGAAAAUAAAUCUGGAGAGAACCAGGCGGUAGACAAGACCGAUACUGUAGCAAUUCCAAAUGGUGUUAUAACAAAUAAUUCAGGCUAUAUUACUAAUGGUUAUAUGGGCAAAGGAGCAGAUAAUGAUGGUAGUGGAUCUGAGAGUGGAUAUACAACUCCUAAAAAAAGGAAAGCUAGGCGCAAUAGUGCCAAGGGUUGUGAAAACCUUAAUUUAGUGCAGGACAAAAUAAUGCAAGAGACUAGUGUCCCAGCUUUAAAACAGGGACUUGAAAGUUUAAAGCCUGACUAUAGUGAACAAAAGGGAACUCGGGCAGAUGGUUCGAAGCCUAUUUGGAAGUAUGAAACUGGACCUGGAGGAACAAGUCGUGGAAAACCUUCUGUGAGUGACAUACUUCGUAAAAGCUCAGAUAUUAAACCUGGUUUGAGCAGCAAAAAGUUUGAUGAUCGGCCUAAAGGAAAACAUGCCUCAGCUUCUGCCUCCAAAGAGGACUCGUGGACUUUGUUUAAACCACCCCCAGUUUUUCCAGUGGAUAAUAGCAGUGCUAAAAUAGUUCCUAAAAUAAGUUAUGCAAGCAAAGUUAAGGAGAACCUCAACAAAACUGUACAGAACUCUUCUGUGUCACCAUCCUCAUCUUCAUCGUCUUCAUUAUCUACUGGGGAAACUCAGACUCAACCUUCAAGUCGAUUAUCCCAGGUCCCCAUGUCAGCUCUGAAAUCUGUUACUUCUGUCAACUUUUCUAAUGGGCCUGUUUUAGCAGGAACUGAUGGAAAUGUGUAUCCAUCAGGGGGUCAGCCACUGCUAACUACUGCUGCUAAUACUUUAACACCCAUCUCUACUGGGACUGAUUCAGUUCUUCAGGACAUGAGUCUGACAUCAGCAGCUGUUGAACAAAUUAAGUCUAGCCUUUUUAUCUACCCUUCAAAUAUGCAAACGGUGCUGUUAAGCACUGCACAAGUAGAUCUGCCCUCUCAGACAGAUCAGCAAAAUCUGGGGGAUAUCUUCCAGAAUCAAUGGGGUUUAUCAUUUAUAAAUGAACCCAGCGCUGGCCCAGAGACUGUUAUUGGAAAGUCAUCAGAUCAUAAAGUAAUGGAAGUGACAUUUCAAGGAGAAUAUCCUGCCACUUUGGUUUCACAGGGUGCUGAAAUAAUUCCCUCAGGAACUGAGCAUCCUGUGUUCCCCAAGGCUUAUGAGCUGGAAAAACGGACUAGUCCUCAAGUUCUGGGUAACAUUCUAAAACCUGGGACUGCUGAGAGUGGAGCCUUAUCCUUGGAACCCAGUCAUUUAGGUGACCUGCAAAAAGCAGACACCAGUAGUCAAGGUGCUUUAGUGUUUCUCUCAAAGGACUACGAAAUAGAAAAUCAAAAUCCUCUGGCCUCUCCUACGAACACUUUGUUAGGCUCCGCCAAAGAACAGAGAUACCAGAGAGGCCUAGAAAGGAAUGAUAGCUGGGGUUCUUUUGACCUGAGGGCUGCUAUUGUAUAUCACACUAAAGAAAUGGAAUCUAUAUGGAAUUUGCAGAAGCAAGAUCCCAAAAGGAUAAUCACUUACAAUGAAGCCAUGGAUAGUCCAGAUCAAUGAAGGACCAGACUGCCUAUUUGUAACCUUUCUGCAGCAUUAGAGCCACCGUUCAUGGGGGAAACAAGGCUUUUAUGCUCCUAGAUCUUCAACGCAGCAGAGGAACCAUAAGUAGAAUCACAGGAUAAUAUAUACAAAUAUAUAUAUAUACAUAUAUAUAUAUAUAGUUAUUUAAAAAAAAGGCAACUGAGAGUAAUUAGACUUCUUAAGGAAUCAAAUUUAUUUCAAGAGACUACACAUGGUUAUUUAAUCUCCGGUACCGAAUAGUCUUUCCUUUAUUUUGUUAGUUUUUGUUUUAAGUGUGAAUGCAAGUGAUUAAUGAAUACAGACUUAACAAGCGUGGUUCUAAAGUUCCUGCUGUCAUCGACUUGGGCAACAAAUGACCCACUGGAAAGGCAAAUCCACUUACUAGGUAUCUGUAUCUUGUUGUGUGACUAAAGUGAUACACUAAUCACGGGGAACCCAGAGUGAUGCAGCAUUUCCCCUUCUCCGCCCUUGAUCUUUUAGUUUUAUUUUGAGCCCUGCGAGAAUGCUGGAUAAAUGCCUUGAAGUUUGCAGGGGUGUUUUUUGUUGUUUGUUUUUUUGUUGUUGGUUUUUUAAAUCUGAUUUGCAUGUCUUGCCAGGAGUUGUGCAGCCUCUGUGGGGUGUUGGGGAAAUAGUUCCUUCCUUUCCUUUAUUUUUUGUGGGGGUGGGGUCGGGGGAGGGCAUUGAAGUUCUACAAUCCUGGAAUAGUUGGUGGGUACAUAGUUAACUUUGGUUAUGUGUGUGACUUUUAACAGCUGACAAAUCCAAGAGUGUCAUUUAAAGAAAGGUUGCAGAACAAGGAAUUGGCUGAUAAAUUAUCCAUCAUAAUUGUGUAACUGGGAGCAAAAAUAUAUUCUGCUUUUUGCUGUAGGUGCUCAGACUUGCUCUCUGUCACUAACACUAAGUGCGUACUCUUGUUUUUCAUCAAACAUCUAAGCGAAACAUGUAUUUUUCUGUAAAUUUUUUUAAUUUCAGUUUCUCAGCAAAAUCUAAAGGAAAAGUUCUUAAAAAAUGUUUUUAGCCUGUGAGGAGGUAAUAAACACUGCUUGUAGAAGGCGUGUUUUCAUGCAAAUUCUACUUCUGAGCUUACUAGCUACUAAUUAUAUCUUAAUAUAUUUUAUCAUUAGAGCAAGAUGGGAUUUUUUGGUUUUUGUUUUUUUAAGGAAAAUAAUGUGAAAAUCUGGAAAUUUUGUUUGGGGCAGAAAAGAGCAUUAGCCCUGUCUUACCAUCACAUUACCAUCCUGUUGCGCUGCAGCUUGUGUAUAGCAUGCUAAAAAAAAAGUGUGUGUGUGUGUGUGUGUGUGUGUGUGUGUGUGUGUGUGUGUGUGUGUGUAGAAACUAAGGGUCCAAUUUAAGACUGGGUGAUGUUAGUGGCAUAAUAACAAGUUCUCUGGCCUGAUGCAUCACAUCACACACAUAGACACAUACAGAGAAAUCAGUGUAUCCAUGUUUGUCAAAUACAAGUUAAAAUAGCAGGGCAUUUAUAGAGUUGCAGUCUUCUAACAGGCAGACUGGAUCCCCUAGACAUGUUUGGGGGAGAAAGUACUUUUUACUCUAUUUGUUUUCUAAGAAAUGUCCAAUUUUGAGCGAUUGUAGUAUGGAUGGAUUUUCUGGUUUUGUUAAUUAUUUCAGGUUUUUAACAAAUACUUCACGAAACAAGCUAUUUGAUUUACUGCAGAGAAAAAUACUUUUUAGUCUGGAUUUCUGCCCUGCUUAGAUUUUUAAAAAGUAUAAGCAUGGAUUGCCAAUUCCACUUGAUGUAAACAAAACUUUUUAUACAUAAUAUAUAUAAUAACUUAUUGUAUCAGUCCAGGUUCAGAAACUUGUAGUAGGCCAGUUUCAGAUAGUUUCAUUUCACCUGUAAACUGUAUCACUUUUACUGAUAUUGUAAUUUUCAAUGUAUAAUAUGUUUACAGAUGUGCCCUACAUUUAGUGCUUUGUUCUAUUUUGAAAUUUUUUUUUUCAUCUUUUUGUUGUUGAGUCUCCUGCCUGCUUGCCAAAAGCUAGGAUGCUUCAGGCCCGUGUACAAUUCAAAGUGCGGCAUCCUUGAGCUUUAAAGCAUUGAACAAACUGGAAAAUGCAACACGCCACAUACUGAACUGAAAAAACUCUGUUUUUUUUUUUUUUAAUAAAAAUUUUCAAAAUGUUUUUAAAAAAGGUUGAUUAAAGAAAAAAAGAGGCUCCAGUUUGUUUUAUAGGUUUUAAAGUUCUGCUGUGUGUUUAAUUGCCUUGUGUAACCACUUGUCGCCUUAGGGCCAAAUCCUUACCCCAGUCUUUUUUUAAAUGUCAUUUUGCUUGUCUGGAAUUUUAAAGUUCUUCUGUUUCACAAAUUACAAAACAACUUCCUUGGUUUGUGGCAUACAAGGUUGAACAUAAUCAUAAUGGAAAGAAAAAUUCCAAUUUCCUGAAUUUGGCUUUUAAACUUAGAAGUAAUACUUGCUACCUUUAAAAGCCUUCUCUUUCAUAAUUCCCUUUCCAUAUCUUUCAGGCCUGAGUUCAGAGAAGCUAAAGAGAAUGUAUCCCUUCUCUGUUUGUCCAAAGGUUGAGAAUCUCAUUUCUAAAUGAAACAAUGCAACAUUUCACUUUGAUUUCUCCAUUGAAAUUUUCUUGAUUGAUAUGAUUAAGAGGUAUAUACAGUAAUUAUUAAAUGUCUUUCACCUUUCUGGGAUCCCUAGUGGCCCAUCAUAUUAAAUGUCAGUAUUUUUUGGACAUUGGGUUAAUGGACUUAAUUGCCUCAGUACAAGCAGGACUUUGGGACGGAUCUCCUUUGUGCUGUUUGAUACUUGUCUCAAUAUUUCUCCUUAGGUCCUCACACAAUUCCUUACAGAGCACUUAUUAAAAAAAAGUCUUACAAGCUCAUCUGUUUUCUGAUUAUUUUUGUGUAAGCUUCUAAAGAAACAUCAGCUGUGAUUCAUUUAGCACAUUUAAAUAACAGUAUGUUGUUGGUAUAAAGAAUUUUCUUUCAACUCAGAGUAUUAGUACUGUAGCAUAAACCAAAUACAGUCUAGAGGGGAUUUUUAACAUCCCUCCAUUUAAAAGACUGAAAAGUUGUGUGUGUGUGUGGAUGUAUGUAUGUUGGGGUGCUUGUGUGAGGGAAAGAUGAAGAUACUAAAUUAGUAAAUGAAUGUGUAAGACAUUAUAUUAGUAUUCAGAGAACGAAACUUGUAUUUAUUUUGUGCCAUUUGUUUUCAUUACACAGAAUAAAGUCGGGUGGUUUAAAUCCUUAAAGGGUAGUACUAGAAAAAAUGGCACUAAGGAUGAAAUCAUGACCUAUUUUUUUAAUAGCUAGGAAACUAAUUAUGGGUGAUGAUUUCUUUUUCAGUUUGUCUUGAUUGUGGGUUUUGCGUCACAUACCACUCACUUUGUGUGAAAUGUCUUGAAUAAUCUCCCUUCCCAACAAAAGACAGGGUGUAUUUAUCUUUCUAUUUACCCCCACUUCAACAACCUGAAGUUAAUUGCAUAGUGUUUCCUCUAACCUUAGUAAUGAACCUUCACAUCAAUAAAGUGUGUUUAUGGUGUCUGUAGUAGCCUGCCCUUCUCUACUUUCUAGGAGGGAUAGCCAAUAUCUAGAGACUUGUUAGUGAGAGCUUUCUGCUGUCCUCCAUCUACUUUGGUAAUUACCACUCAGAAUCUGCAAAUUGUUCAUAAAUCAAACAAGUGCUAUGAUUUCUUUUUCUUUAGUGACAGUUUUUAGAGAAUAGGCAUAGUAGUCAUUCACAAAUUAGGACACAGCAGCAGCAGUUUCACAGUUGGUUGUUAGGCCAAUCCUCGCCAAAAGUUUUUUCCUUUUGUUUUUGUUUGUUUGGUUUUUUUGUUUGUUUUGGUGUGUAAUGUAAACUUCUACCAGUUAAGACUUGGCUCAAUUUAAAAGGCUGUCCAUUGGGUUAUGUAAGUCACUUCUUGCUCAAAUUGCUAAGGGUUUAAUGCCACUCGACCAUGUCUUCAAAUGACACAAUUCCUGUUUAACCAACUAUUACAGUGUAAUGAAUCAAAUACAUGUGAAGGACAAUAAAUAUCCUGUUGAUGUAUGCCUGCCAGGGUGGAGUUUGAUAGGACUAUCUAUAAGAAAAGGUGGGGUUUGCUUAUUUUACCCAUACCCUAGCAGUUUGGAAAGUGCGCACAGGACAAGCCUAGAAGCAUGAGUAGCUCCUUAAAGCUGUCCAGAAGUACACAGGAGAUUAGUUCUAUAAAUUAGUGUUUAGAAACACUUAGAUGUGUUAGAAGCCAGGUCAUUCUGUGUUGGUGUAAAAGAGUGAUAGAUAAAUCAUUAAUUCCAUAUCAUUAAUUCCAUUUCAAGUGCUGAUUUACUGAGUAGAGAAAGAAAGGUCUUGGAAGCAAUUAUUAGAUGCCAGCAGAAGUGUGAGAGUUUGGAGCUUUCUGUCAAUAAAAUGAAUGCCCAACAAACCAUCAGUAGUUUAUUGCUUUUGUGUUACAAGGACUAUCAAAUAGUAAAGGCCUGGAAACUUAACAGACACCCUGAGCUGUAGUGGGAUUGCUGGUUCAGACUAACUAUUUAGAAAACUUUCUUCUGUCCAAGGUUCUGAAGCCGUUUUAUAACAUUGUGGUGUCUUUUUUUAGUAGCCUUGUUAUAAAAGCUACAAGUAGUUUGCUUUUGCUGUAAAUCAGUUGUAAUCUACAGACCAAACCAGCUUACAUCAACAUUACAAUAGCUUUCCACAUAUAUCCCUUUUCCUCAGGUGCUAAACAAAGGCUCCAAAAUGGAUACUGCUUUAGUGACAUCUGUUUUAUUCUUAAAAUGCACAUUUCUUUUGCUAAUUGUAAAGAUUUUGUUGUUAACAAAGUGGUUUUAAUAUGUAAAUAUGAACGAAUACCUUAAGUUCUAUUUGUCUAUUGAGUCUUUGCAUUUAUCUUUUGUAGAUACUUUUUUCACAAUCUUGAAUACAUUUCAUUAGGUAUUGUUGCAUCUUUAGAAUGAAAACAACUGUUUUGUCUUAGAUUACGCCUGCUGCUGCUGCUAUGGGAAACUGAAAAUCAAGAAUGUGAUGCACUUUUUAACAUUACUAUAUACCAUAGGUUGCUUUAAUACCUUUUCUCUAGCACAGCCACUAACAAGUGAUGAGCAGAGUUUAUAAUUCUCUUCAGGAGUGAGUCAGUCUAGUUUGUGUUGACCUAUGAAGGGGACAGUAACUUAGGAAAUAAACUUUUGGUUAAUAUUAUACUUUUUGGCCUUAAAGUGUCUUCUACUACUGAAAAUUGUUUAAACCUUAGCUUUGUUUCUAUUAUUCCCUCUCUUCUUCAAAGAAUUGGGAAGGAUUAAAGGAAGUAAUUUUUCUUUUUUGUCAGUAAGCUGGCUUUUUUUUUUUUAAAUUUGCAUCAGAAAAGUAAUGCUGCCCUGAACCAGUCAUAUUUAGUCUUAAGCUCCCAACUAUUCUGCUUCUCUAGUGUAUAUUUCACUUAACAAAGGUAAACAAAGUAUAAGAAUGCUACUUGACAAAGGAAAAAUCUUCUCAAGCACAUAGUCAAACAUGAAGGAGAAAAAAACCCAAAAAAGUCUGUAGGGGAGGGACACCAAAUGAGGUGGAGGAAUAUGAGAAAGAUGUGUGGUCCAAAGCUAUCUGGUUAUAUUUUGAUGUUGCCAAUAUUACAGAGCCAAAAUUUUAAUUUGCUUACUUAAUAUAUUUGUUGGCCAGAGAUCUAUUUUUCUAUCGGUGUGCCUUGCAUGUAUAUUAACUUUGGAAAGGCCAUGUAGUAAUGCCUGAGAUGCUGAUGGUUCUUACCACCUCACUGAUUUUUAUGCAGUUGAAAUGCUCAUUCUAUUGCCCAACUGGUGCUCUCUGUUUAAAGUCAUAGAUCUUGUCAAACUGGAACUCUUUUAUAAACUGGGGAAGUAACUUGCUUUUCAGUAGUUUCUCUUCCCUCACUACUCCCCCCCGCCCCCAUUUUUUUAAGUCUGUUAGUGGCUGGUCUAUAGUGGGAAAUAGUAAAAAGGAUUCUUCACUACCUACCCCACCCCCAGCACCACCUUCAAGUAAUGUGAUGACACCAUUUCUUUGUGCUCUUUGAAAGUUUCAGCUUGCUGUCUCCUUAGUGUUAUGAAAGGUGUUAUUAAAAGCAUUGUUUGCAAAAUACAGGAAGAUAAUGGGAGUCCACGUUAAUUGGGGAUUCUUAGUGAGCUUUGAUCCAAAAUUUUUGGCUCUUUUAAACAACAAAAAUUAUUGUUAAAGCACCUUGCUUAGAAAAUUUAGAUAUUCAUGUCUGCAACAAUUGUCUCAAUAAUAAACUGUGCAAUUCUUGUCAUUAAAAAACAAAAACAGAUCUGAAGUCUCCCUAAUGUGACUUGUUAGUUUCUGUAUUUCCUGCCAGUGUAAAUGUGAAAAGCUUUGCUUGCAUUACGUUUUAGAAAUGCAUUUUGCACACUCAGUUUUGCCGAAGCUCCGUGAAAAGGUUAGAUCUCAGUAGAUGAAUAAAGCUAUGCACAUGUUUUGAAAGUUUAAUUCGUGUGUCAUUACCAAAAGUCAUUAUUUUGCUGUUCUUAGCUUUACCAUCUUUGGAAACAUGUUCAGAGUUCUGGACUAGCUCAUCAAUUCUGGACUAGUUCAUCAGUGGAAGUAAAGGGAGGAAAACUGGCACCCGUUGAAUAAAGUUGAGUUGAAAUGAGAGCUUGACUUGCAUCUAUUAAAGGGCUUUUCUUGAAACAGGGCAGUUGUAUCGGCUUUAUAAACCAUUGGAUCCAGUGCUCUUCUCAGUGAAAUUUUGAAUAUGAAAAAGAAAUGGAAAGUCAAUCAAGCUGAAAUGAAGGAAAAAACUUUGCCAUACAAAGCUCUGUGACAAUGUUAUAUUUUAAAGCUGGUUUAAAGGUAGGAUAGCCCCCCCCCCCUUUAACCUUUAUUCUAGCAUAAAUUGGACUGGAUAGUUUAUCAAAAUUAUUCAGUUAAAGGUUUUUUUUUAAAAUGCCAAGCUGAUGAGAACAAGUUUAGAAAUUGGGCACGUUAGGUCCAUUCAGUGCAGUUGCAUGUACUAAAUAGCUUCACUUGACAGGAAGUGUGCACUUAAUAAGGUUGUACAGAUGUGCUAGCCAGACCUUGUUAUUCAUCUUUUAACAAAUAAUUUCUAUAAUUUCCAUAGGGCAUUUAUUUGUAGGAGAGUUGGGUAGAAGAUACUGCCAAUGGUGUUUUCCCCAGGCUCCUAUAUAUGAGAUACUUCAUUUCAUAGCUUUGUCUAUAUCUAAAAGAGGAUAUACUUCUCUUCUUGCUGUGUGUUGUUGACUUUGAAAAGACAGCAAAACUUCUCAUAGUGGAAGUUAAUAAUUAAAUAGUAAGAUGUCCAAAAUGUGGUCUAUAAUGCAUAGCCUUAUAAACACAGGUAGUAGCAAACAGCAUGGAUGGCUUUCAGUACUCUUUAGCAUCUGUCAAUAGUUCAUUUAAAUCCAGUCUUAGCAUACUGGUAGCUAGGUUUUGUGGUGCACACGUGUAAUCCUGGCGACCAGAGGCUGAAGCAGGACAAUUACGAGUUCAAAGCCAGACUGGCCUGCAUAGCAACAACAUAGCAAAUGUCUUGGUGAAGUAUAAUCUCUGUAUUGUGUGCACAGACAUUUACUUAGGAGCUGGGUUGCCUUUAAUUUUGGGAAAGAAUAAUUAGUAAAUUACAGUUACGUUAGGUGUUUGCCCUUUUCCCUCUGAAAAUUUUUUCAGUAUUCUGCCCAGUUUAAAAAGUAAAAAUAGGUAUUUUCUAGAUAGAUGAACAGUGGCCAGAAAUUUACUGUUUUGCUAAAUUAACUAACUGCUUAGGUAUUUACUAAAGCUGUUGCUGAUGUUAAUGGAUUUCAAGGAAGUAUCAGUUACAUGAUGAUCUUCCUUUAUCAAUGUCUUACUUAAUGUUCAGUGUUUUAAAAAUACAAAAUUACACUCUACAACCAUACUCAGAUUUAUUUUAUCAGAAAAACGAGAGAUUUGUAGAUCAAAUAAGACAAUAAGUGUACAUUGUUGAAUAAAAAAUUUCAAGUUUUUGA